Molecule: messenger RNA, 2281 nt
Organism: Nasonia vitripennis (jewel wasp)
Lineage: Eukaryota; Metazoa; Arthropoda; Insecta; Hymenoptera; Pteromalidae
Exons: 1
Coding region: 1040-2044 (334 amino acids)
Biological process (GO): DNA integration
Molecular function (GO): nucleic acid binding
Source: RefSeq, a predicted model, not a curated record
UCUCUUGACGUCAAAACAACCACCCCUCCAACAGAUAUCACUACCACGGUUAGAGCUGUGUGGAGCGGUACUGCUCGCGCAGCUAAUUUUCCGAGUCCGUCAAACUUUAUCUCUCAACCAAGCAAGCUGUCACUGCUGGUCGGACUCAAACAUAGCUCUAGCUUGGAUUCGGGAACAUCCUACGGCGUGGAAAACUUACGUGACCAACAGGGUGUCAGAAAUUCAGAUCACCCUCCCGCAAGCUUCAUGGCAUCACGUCGCCGGUACUGACAACCCGGCCGACUUGCCAUCACGAGGCGUCUCAGGUGCUGAUUUAGUUGACUCAUCCAUCUGGUUACAUGGUCCGCCCUUUCUGAUUGAGACGAAUUCUCCAUGGAGUAGUGCAGGUGACCGUGAAGAAGAAGACCUGCAAGAUGAGUUGCCCGAGCGAAGAAACGUCGUGUGCCACGCAACAUGUGCACCACCAUCUAAUGGUUCGUUAGACCCAUUGUAUAUAACAAGAUUCAGCAGAUUGUCCACGCUCUUACGAGCCGUCGGUCGCUGGCUUUGCGCCCUACAGCGAGCACGAUCUUGAUUAUCACUCGAGCACAGAAGAGAUCAAGAAGACGCGCGACCAGGUCUACCGACCCCUGCUCUGCUUCAACGCACGCUUCAGGCAGUUAUUUUCUGGGUGCAGCGCCUCCACUUUAGGGAGGAACUUCAACACUUCUCUAAUCACAAUUCUUGGCCACGCAAAAGCGCAAUGAUCCGCCUCAAUACCAUACUUGACGAACAAGGAUUUAUUCGAGUUGGAGGACGGCUGCGGCACUCGCUGCUUCACCCGGACGAAAAAUAUCCACUAAUAUUACCCCAACGCUCGCAUCUCACUCACCUUUUAAUUGCAGAUGCUCAUGAAAGGACACUACACGGAGGCACACAGCUUACACUCAAUUACCUGCGGUAACGCGUCUGGAUUCUACGAGGACGUCGGCAGGUCAAGUCGUACAUCUUCCGAUGCCUGCGAUGCUGGCGUCAACGAGCACAACCCUCUACGCAACUCAUGGGUAACUUGCCCCGUAAGCGUGUACAACGUUACCGCCCAUUCCUUCACUCUGGUGUUGAUUUCGCGGGACCAAUAAAUCUCCGACUAUCCAAGGGACGAGGAACUAAGUCAUUUAAAGGCUACAUAUGUGUGUUUGUAUGCCUGUCAACCCGAGCUGUUCACCUUGAGGCUGUCUCAGGCUAUUCGUCAAACGAAUUUCUCGCAGCCUACAAGCGUUUCUCCGCCAGACGAGGAAUAUGUGCCUCGCUCACAAGUGAUUGUGGUCUCAAUUUUGUCGGAGCCAGCAAGGAACUCAAGAUUUUGUUUCAACGAGCAAGCACGCACUGGAGAGAAAUUGCUAACCUCUUGGCCAAUGACGGGACUGAGUGGCGCUUCAAUCCACCCGGAGCUCCCCAUUUUGGUGGAAUCUGGGAGGCAGCCGUAAAAUCCACCAAAUUUCAUUUGAAACGGGUCAUUGGAGAAACGCCCUUAACCUUCGAAGAGAUGACGACUUUGCUCGCUCUUAUCGAGGCAACCUUGAACUCACGACCAUUGCAAGCAAUAACCGACGACCCGGAAGACUUAGCCGCCUUAACUCCGGGACACUUUUUGAUCGGUGAACCUCUUGUAACCAUCCCUGAACCGUCCACGCUCGACCUCUCCGCUUCGCGACUGAGCCGCUGGCAGAUGCUUCGCAACAUGCAUGAGCACUUUUGGAGUCGGUGGUCAGAAGAAUACCUUCACACUCUACAGCAGCGGUCAAAAUGGCGCACUGAGAAGACCCAAAUCAGAGUGGGUGAACUCUGUUUGCUGCGCAAUGAGCAAUAUCCACCUUGCAAGUGGCCAUUGGGCCGUAUUGUUAAAGUCUAUCCCGGACCCGAUGGUUUGGUUCGAGUCGUGGAUGUUAAAACAGCAACCUCAUGCUACAACCGGCCAAUUUCGAAGAUCAGCGUUUUGCCACUUGAAGAUGAUGAUUCCCCAGUAACUGGCGAAGGCGGGCGGGAUGUUCCAAAACCCAACUAAGAAGACCUUUUCACGUUCAUGUAUACACACUACACUGACACACUUAUAUACUUACACACAAACAAGCUGUUGGUCACAGGUCAACCGCGAUUUUGGCUUACUUGGCUCUGAGACGCGAAAGCAAUAACAUCGCACAAACCUACAUACGACAAUACACAUUCUACAGUGCCAACAUUGAAUUAAGUUAUAAAUAAAUUUAAGUAUAUUGCAGUGAAGUGCUACCAAGUUUAUUUUUAC